Fulvia fulva is the source of this 450-nucleotide messenger RNA. RefSeq lists its product as uncharacterized. Lineage: Eukaryota; Fungi; Ascomycota; Dothideomycetes; Mycosphaerellales; Mycosphaerellaceae. The coding region runs from base 1 to 450 and encodes 149 amino acids. The transcript has a single exon. The record is from RefSeq and is a predicted model, not a curated record.
AUGCCUUCCGCAGAGCAAGAGCAGUACCGCCGCCGCUUCAACGAAGCAAGAUCCUUCAACGAAAACGACGACGACGAAUUCUUUCCCGGCCCUCCUUCGACAGCACCACCACCACCACCAUCAUCAUCACCCGCUGCUCAGCAGCAGCAGCAACCGCAACAACAGGCGCUGAACCCAGCAGCACGGCCCUUCGUUCCUCCAGCCAGGCUCAAUCAGCUCAGCAUGCCCGGCCUUCGCGGCCCAGUGGACGAGUUCCGGCUCCGCACCAACAUGGCGGUCUUGGGCUUGCCAACGCCCAGCCGCAUCUCGAUCUGGCGAGAGGGGAAUGGGACGUGGACUGUUGUGGCGUUAUAUAGUCGGCAAGAGCACGCGCAGCUCGCCACUGCGUCGAUGCAGUCAGGGUGGCUGCUCGGCUGGAUGCAUCUGUGGGAGCACUGGGGGUUGGCGUGA